CCGUUUGUAGAUGCCCAUUGAAGUUGAUAUAGAAACGGGUAACAUUAGUAGACCCCCCCGUUUCGUCUCUGUAUUCAUAAAGUAGUCUGGCUGAGUUGAAAGUCGCUCCUCAAUUGGAAGAAUGUUUCGGCUCCCACGGAAAUCGCUUUAAUAAUUUUAAAGGAACACGGAGUCUGACGUCCGAGGAACUGAGGCGAGUUAGAUGCAUUUCUGGGAUCACUGUCACAAGCCGUUUCAUUUGAAAGACUAGGGUAUAUUUUAAGAGAUACCAGUUCUGACAAGCCAUAACAAGCCAUAAAACACUUGUUUUACGGAUAACAUAAAGCUACAGUGUUUCACAACUUCUCCAGAGCAGAAUGCCUGUGAAAGGAAUCGGGAAAGUGGCUGCGUAUCCAAGCAAAGGCGAACACGUCGGAAGCUCAGGAAUGGAGGAGACUGUUUGGGAGCAGCACACUGUGAACCUACAAAGGGACUCCAAGAUGGGGUUUGGUAUUGCCGUGUCGGGGGGACGGGACAACCCCAACGUGGAUAACGGAGAGAUGUCAAUCAUCGUGUCAGACGUCCUACAGGGUGGACCAGCUGACGGACUCCUGUUUGAGAAAGAUCGUGUGAUCCAGGUCAACUCCAUCCUCAUGGACAACGUGCCUCAUUCUUUCGCUGUGCAGCAGUUACGCAAAUGUGGGAAGACCGCCAAGAUAACGGUGAAGAGACCUCGGAAGGUGGCUCUCCACUCCCUGAAGCCCCCCCCGUCCCCCGGCGGCAAGAGUCGAGACUUCGGCACCACCCGUUACUACGAUGCCGAUGACAACCAGAGUGACGGGGGCUGGCAACGUGGCAACGGUGGGCCCGGUUACACCCACGAGCCUCAUGACCUCACCCCCGACAACAAGAACUACCUGGACCCCGACUACGGCGGCCGCGGUAAUCGGGGGAGGAGCCGAGGGAGGAGCCAGGAGAGGGCAUCGCCGAGCCCCGAGCAUCGCCGUGACAACAGCAAGGGGCGGGCCUUGGACCGGGAGCCGCCCAGUCCCGAGAGGCUGCGGUAUCCACGGGAACGUAGCCGGGGGAGGAGCACGGACCGGGAGAGGGGAGGAGGGAGUCCAGGUGGGAGGAGCUACGGCCGGGGGGACAGCUACGAGCGUGGAGGGGGGAGGUACGGGGAUGUGGGAGGUACUGGAGGGAGGAUGGUGAAGAGUAAGAGUAGAGACCAACUCCAGGAGCCUUCCUCCCCGGACCUCCCAAGAGGAGGAGGAGGAGGAGCUAGAGACCUGGAGCCCCUGGAGAAACCUGUUAAUGUCCUGCUGGUCAAGAACAGACCCAACGAAGAGUACGGUCUGCGUCUGGGCAGUCAGAUCUUCAUCAAGGAGAUGACCAGUACAGGACUGGCUACCAAGGACGGAAACUUACAGGAGGGAGACAUCAUUCUCAAGAUCAACGGGACAGUAACAGAGAACCUGUCUCUGAACGAUGCAGGGAAGCUGAUUGAGAAGUCUAGAGGAAAACUCCAGCUGGUCAUCCAAAGAGACCGGAGACAGAUCCUCAUCCGUAUCCCGUCCCUCGUCGACUCUGACUCCGAACCUGACGAUAUUUCAGAGAUGGAGUCCUACCAUUCCUACUCUCCCCAGGAGGACAGGAGAUCUCGCCAGUCUGACCUCUCCUCCCAUUCCUCUAAUGAGAGAGACUACCCCAGACCUCUAACCAGCCUGGAAGACUCUCCAAGGGUAGCCAAGAUGUCUGCCAUGGCCUCACCUUUCAGGGUUCCCCCUCUACAGGACCCCCCCGCCCCGGACCCUGCCAACCUGGAAUCAGAGGGUGCGCCACGCCUCGACGAGCCACCAGCGUCAGCAAAGACCACUCCUAAGAUUCUGCUUCGCCCCAGCCCAGAGGAUGAAGAGCUCUACGGGGCUAACACGGUGAUGGUGAGUUUCCAGAAGGGGGACAGUGUGGGUCUGAGGCUGGCGGGGGGCAACGAUGUGGGCAUCUUCAUCGCUGGCAUCCAGGAGGGCAGUCCUGCCGAAGAGGAGGGCUUACGCACUGGAGACCAGAUCAUAAAGGUGAAUAAGGUAGAAUUCCGAGGCAUCGUGAGAGAGGAGGCUGUUCUCUGUCUGUUGGAGAUUCCUAAAGGAGAGGACGUCACCAUACUGGCCCAGAGUAAACUUGAUGUCUACAAUGACAUCCUGGUGUCUGGUCGUGGGGACUCCUUCUUUAUCAGGACUCAUUUUGAGUAUGAGCGGGAGGCUCCCCAGAGCCUGGCUUUCUCCAGAGGGGAGAUCUUUAAGGUGGUGGACACUCUCUACGACGGCAAGCUGGGCAACUGGCUGGCCAUUCGCACCGGCAAGGACAAACAGCUGCUAGAGAAGGGCAUCAUCCCCAACAAGAGCAGGGCUGACCAGAUGGCGAGUGUCCAGAACUCCCAGAAGGCCGCUGGGACGGACCGGGCUGACUUCUGGCGUCUGCGGGGCCAAAGGGCAGCCAAGAGAAAGGAGCUGAGGAAGAGCAGAGAGGACGUCAGUGCUACGCCCGUCGCCACACGCUUCCCCGCGUACGAGAGAGUCGUGCUCCGAGAGGCUGGUUUCAGACGUCCCGUGGUUCUGUUUGGACCUAUAGCUGAUGCAGCCAACGACAAGCUUGCUAACGAGCUGCCUGACCUGUUCAUCAUCGCAAAAACGGAGCCUAAAGAUGCCGGUUCAGAGAAAUCCUCAGGAGUAGUGAGACUCAACACCAUCCGCCAGAUCAUCGAGCAGGACAAGCAUGCCCUGCUGGAUGUGACUCCCAAGGCGGUGGACACACUGAACUACAGCCAGUGGUACCCCAUCGUCAUCUUCUUCAACCCAGACAGUAAACCAGGGGUUAAGGCCAUGAGGCAGAGGGUGAUCCCUGGAUCCAACCGCUCGGCACGCAAACUAUACGAACAAGCUGUCAAACUGAGGAAGACCUGUUCUCACCUCUUCUCUGCUACUAUUGAGGUGAACUCUGUCAACGAUGCGUGGUACGGCAGUGUCAAGGACUCUAUCAGAGAGCAGCAGACUCAGGCUGUCUGGGUGUCUGAGGGGAAGCUGGACGGCACGGGGACAGACCUUGAUCUCCAUGACGACCGCAUGUCCUACCUGUCAGCCAUGUCGGCCGACUACCUGAGCAUGGACAGCCGACUGGCCAGUGACUACGAUGACACGGCAGACGAGGGCGGGGCUUAUACGGAUAACGAGCUGGACAAUGAACCGGCCGAUCAACUGCCGGUGUCGGCUAUCAGCCGCUCCUCUGAGCCCGUGCUUGCAGAGGAGAUACUGCGCAGGUGCAGUCCAGAUAUCCGUGGUGGCAUCAGGAGGGUGGGCAGCAGGGAGGUGCUCAGCAGCGCCAGCCCAGCGCACGUGUUUGUACCUGACCCCCCCAAGGUGAAGCUGUUGUUCAGGGAUGAAGUAGUCCCUCCCAGGGGGGUAGUAGGGGCGUACGACCCCCCCUCCAGCCGUGGCUACGACUCCCACUCCUCCAGCCCUGCCAGCAAUGACCCCCCUCCUCUCCUUCGCUCCCUCAACUCCUUCGGCAAGGCCAAGCCCCUGGCACUGCAGCCCCACGUCACCCUCAAACCCUCCUAUAAUAUCCAGGACACCACCAGCAGCACAGCCCCAGUCACAGUGGGCCCAGAGGAACCAGAGGAGAACCCUGAGGAUCCCAGCCUCAGGUCGUUCCUGGGGAAGGUCAAGGCCUUUGAGAAGAUGGACAACUUUGCACGCGCUCAGAGGAUGCUGGAGCUGCAGGAGGCACAGAACGCCAGGUUGGAGAUAGCUCAGAAGCACCCAGACAUCUAUGCUGUCCCCCUGAAGACCCAGAAACUGGACCACAGCCGGCCUCAGCCUAUAGGUUCCAGCUCGCAUCCUGAGCCCCAGACCCCUCCCUCCAAGCUACCGUACUCUGAGAGUCGUGGGUUCUACCUCAGCGAUGAGGAGGAAGAGUACCGACGCCAGCUGGCUGAACACACCAAGAGAGGCUACUACCAGGUCAACAACCAGAAAUACCAGGACACUGAACUGUAGACCACACCAUCAACCAGAAAUACCAGGACACUGAACUGUAGACUACACCCCUACAACCAGAAAUACCAGGACACUGAACUGUAGAAUACACCAUCAACCAGAAAUACCAGGACACUGAACUGUAGACUACACCCCUACAACCAGAAAUACCAGGACACUGAACUGUAGACUACACCACUACAACCAGAAAUACCAGGACACUGAACUGUAGACUACACCACUACAACCAGAAAUACCAGGACACUGAACUGUAGAAUACACCAUCAACCAGAAAUACCAGGACACUGAACUGUAGACUACACCCCUACAACCAGAAAUACCAGGACACUGAACUGUAGAAUACACCAUCAACCAGAAAUACCAGGACACUGAACUGUAGACUACACCCCUACAACCAGAAAUACCAGGACACUGAACUGUAGACCACACCCCUACAACCAGAAAUACCAGGACACUGAACUGUAGACUACACCACUACAACCAGAAAUACCAGGACACUGAACUGUAGAAUACACCAUCAACCAGAAAUACCAGGACACUGAACUGUAGACUACACCCCUACAACCAGAAAUACCAGGACACUGAACUGUAGACUACACCCCUACAACCAGAAAUUCCAGGACACUAAACUGUAGACUACACCCCUACAACCAGAAAUACCAGGACACUGAACUGUAGACUACACCAUCAACCAGAAAUACCAGGACACUAAACUGUAGACUACACCCCUACAACCAGAAAUACCAGGACACUGAACUGUAGACUACACCCCUACAACCAGAAAUUCCAGGACACUAAACUGUAGACUACACCCCUACAACCAGAAAUACCAGGACACUGAACUGUAGACUACACCAUCAACCAGAAAUACCAGGACACUAAACUGUAGACUACACCCCUACAACCAGAAAUAUUUUACCCCCUUUUUCUCCCCAAUGUUGAUCUUGUCUCAUCUGCAACUCCCCAACGGGCUCAGAGUCGAAGGUUGAGUCAUUAGUCCUCCGAAACAUGACCCGCCAAACCGCACCUCUUAACACCCACUCGCUUAACCCGGAAGCCGGCCGCACCAAUGUGUGGAAACACCGUUCACCUGACGACCAAGGUCAGCCUGCAGGUCCACCGGCCCGCAACAAGGAGUCGCUAGAGCCCCCACGACCAAACCCUCCUCUAACCCGGACGAUGCUGGGCCAAUUGUGCGCCGCCCUGUGGGACUCCCGAUCACGGCCAGUUGUGAUACAGCCCGGGAUCGAACCCAGGGCUGUAGGUACGCCUCUAGCACUGCGAUGCAGUGCCUUAGACCACUGCGCCUCUCAGGAGGCCAAAGUGUAACACUAUUAUGCAUCCUACCACCCUACCACACUUCCCUAUACAAAUCCUAGGACACUAAACUGUAGUGCCCCUCCUUUCCUGGACCCCCGACCACCUCUUACCACCCUAUAGUUCUAACACACCGGGCUGGUUGACAGAGACAGACACACACACACACACUGCUGAGCUCAGCGUGCACACACACACAAACACACUUACCAUUCCACUGGGGCUCCGCCCCGCUUGCCUGACCCUGCACCGAUCCGCUGCUGACUUGGAAGCCGUCCCGCUUUUAAGUUUUUCUUAAAAAACGCUUUUUUGCUUCAACGAAGUAAAUGGAUCUGUCCUCACAGUCUUUAUUAUUAUUAUUAUUAAUCCUAUUUCUUUCUAUUUGCUUGUUUGAUGGAGUUGUUUCAGACUGUUAUUUUGUUACACUGUUCUGUGCUGUUAUUGGGGUUGUGACAUGUUUCAUCAGGAGCCAUGUUAUUUCUUGCCUAUGCAACUCCUUCAGUUUGUACCACAGAGACAACUCAAACCUCUUGCCACGAGUCCCUCUCCUCACUCUGCCAGAACCUUAAACCUUAACAAGUGUUCCAAGCUGUGGCUUUUUCUCCUCCUCACUUUUUUUCUCUUUGUACUAUUAUCCAAUAUAACCAGCUGCCUCUAAACUAUUUUAAAAGGUCACCUACUGUAUAUUGUCAUGUCUAGUGUUUAUACUCCUAUCUUGGCAUUCCUUCCUAUAUGAUCAUGCGUCUGUGUAUACAUACAGUAUAUAUUAUCUCUCUCUCUCUUUCUUUAUAUAUAUAUAUAUAUAUAUAUAUAUAUAUAUAUAUUUGUGUGUAUAUAUAUAUAUUUAUAUAUGUGUAUAUAUAUGUAUGUGUAUAUAUAUAUAGAAAGAGAGAGAGAGCGCAAACGUAAGAUAUAUAUAUAUAUAUAUAUAUAUAUAUAUAUAUAUAUAUAUAUAUAUAUAUUUAGAGAGAGAGAGAUAUAUAAUACACUGGAAUUUGUUUAACGAUUUUUGGAAGUGCCUUUUACUUUCUGAUUAACAUGAGGUUUGGGGACGUCGGUGCCCCCCAGUCCCAGCCCAUGUCUCGUGUCCCCUGUCCCCUGUCCCUGUCCCCUGGACCCCACUACUCAGCUGCUCUCAAGCUUUUAUGGAAAACAGGGCACAAGAGACACAAAAACCUUAAUUCUGUCCCUACUGUACUGGCUAUCCAUCCGUCCCUCUGUCCCUUCCUCCACAACGACACCCUCUGUGACCAGUCCUGCCCUGUAUGUCUCCCAGAGAUAUGGCCACGAUGGGGGCAACAUUCAAUCAAAACCGCUUUCCAGGUUUCCUGGUUAAGAUCAUGAUAACAUUCCUCAAGCAUGUUUGGACAUUGACAUAAUGUUCACUGUGUCUUUCACAAGAGUAAGGUGCUAUUUGUCUUACCCAAAGAAACCUGAAGCACGGUUUUGAUUGAAUAGCACCCCAGAUCAGGGUGGCUCAGGGAGGAGGAGUGUGAUUGGUUGAUAUGCGUCAGUCGUUUCUGUGUUGGAGUCUGUUCCGUCCUGUAUGGUCUCAGCUCCACUGUCCAGGGGUUUCUACUUGUUAUUACAUGCUUGAUUGUAUCUCAGUUCACACUAUACAUCCACCAAUGGGGAGAGUGAGAGAGUGAGAGACUGGGAGAGAGAGAGAGAGAGAAAGAGAGAGUGAGAGAGUGGGUGAGAGAGAGAGAGAGAUCUGCCGUGGCGUUUCACCUUACAACACCAAAUAAAAUGAACAGUCUUUCACUGACCAAGUGGAGAAUGUCUGUCUUGUUUUUUUGAACUAAACAUUUGAAGCCUCUAUUGAUUGAAGCACUAAGAGCUUUUAAAGCGUGGAAUCAAAAAUGUUCUCAUCCACUUCCCCAUUCAUCAUCCAAUUAAAACCAAGAAUAAACCAGUUUGAAUAAGUUUCAA
Salvelinus fontinalis (brook trout) is the source of this 7280-nucleotide messenger RNA. RefSeq names its product tight junction protein ZO-2-like. Gene Ontology annotation, biological process: cell-cell junction organization; cell-cell adhesion; establishment of endothelial intestinal barrier. The record is from RefSeq and is a predicted model, not a curated record. Bases 357 to 4031 code for a protein of 1224 amino acids. Lineage: Eukaryota; Metazoa; Chordata; Actinopteri; Salmoniformes; Salmonidae. The transcript is spliced from 23 exons. Gene Ontology annotation, cellular component: plasma membrane; bicellular tight junction. Gene Ontology annotation, molecular function: cell adhesion molecule binding.